AAUGUUGUUCUGUCCUGUGGCUGCGCGGGAAAUGAGGACUUUUUUACUUGUGCGCACGUCCUCAGGUGUGUGCGGUUUGCCUCAUCUUUAAGAAGUGACACCGGGGAACUCGGAGGCGCGUCUCUCCUCGUCCAAGAUCAGGAUGGAUCCGAAUAACGCCAGUGGGGACGAUGCGUUCACGGUCAUCCACCUGAACGCGUCCAGGGCUCGGGACGGCGGCUAUUCUCUCGCAGCAACCGCGGGCAUCGCUGCGCUGGUCACUUUCCUCAUUCUCUUCACGAUCAUCGGGAACAUCCUGGUGGUCAUCGCGGUACUGACCAGCCGGGCGCUGAAAGCCCCUCAGAACCUGUUCCUUGUGUCUCUGGCCACCGCGGACAUCCUGGUCGCUACCUUGGUGAUGCCCUUCUCCCUCGCAAACGAACUUAUGGGAUACUGGUAUUUCGGGAAAGUUUGGUGCGCUAUUUAUCUGGCGCUGGAUGUUCUCUUCUGCACUUCAUCAAUCGUGCAUCUGUGCGCCAUCAGCCUGGACCGGUACUGGUCCGUCACACAGGCAGUGGAAUACAACCUGAAGCGGACUCCGAAACGCGUCAAGUGCAUCAUUCUGGUCGUCUGGCUGAUCUCCGCAUCCAUCUCGUCCCCUCCGCUGGUCUCCCUUGACAGCAGCAGUGAUCAGAGCGCUCAGCCUCAGUGUGAGCUCAACGAUGACACCUGGUACAUCCUCUGCUCCAGUGUUGCCUCCUUCUUCGCCCCCUGCUUGAUCAUGAUCUUGGUUUAUGUUAGGAUCUACCAGGUGGCUAAGACUCGGACCAGAGCCAUGUCAGUCAAAGAGGCCAGGUCAGAUGGUGUGACUCAGACUGAGAAUGGGUUGAGCAAAGACACAUCACCGUACCAUGGUGGGAGGGAGAACGGCCACUGUCAGUGUCCACCCUCCGUGACUGUUGGCCACACAGAGGACCUGGAAGAAAGCUCCUCUUCUGAGGCCAGAGGUCACAAACCAAAUACCAAAGAGACAACAAAGCAGCUCGGCUCCCUUUCAAAACACUCCGCCCGACUCUCCAGGGUGAGUAAUAAAUCCAUGGACCUCUUCACUUCACGGAGGAAGCGUCGCCGGAGCUCGCUGGCCAAGAAGAAGGUCACCCAGGCCCGGGAGAAGAGGUUCACCUUUGUUCUAGCCGUGGUCAUGGGCGUCUUUGUGGUCUGCUGGUUUCCCUUCUUCUUCAGCUACAGCCUGUACAGCAUAUGUCGGGACUCCUGUAAGAUCCCCGAACCACUUUUCAAGUUCUUCUUCUGGAUUGGCUACUGCAACAGUUCCCUCAACCCGGCCAUCUACACCAUCUUCAACAGAGACUUCCGAAGGGCUUUCCAGAAGAUUCUCUGCAAGCCAUGGAGGCAGUCGUUCUAGUCUUCACCGAUGUGAAGUCAUCAGUGAUGAACUAUGAUCUUGUGUCUUAUUCCUCCACCGGACAACACGUUUGUUACCCUCUUCUUAUGGAUCUAUCGUGUUUGAAUAUGUUCAGAAAAUGUUCUUACGUUCUUGUUUGUGCUUAUCAUCCCUGACCUCCUCCACUUUUAUCUCCUCUCUGAUGACAAUGCAAAUAUUGUCUCUGAGUGUGGGAUCUCACUCAGAGACAAUAUUUGCCUCAUCCAGCCAUUUUCCACAGCUAAGCUGAAGUCAGGUCGCGGGGGCUGCAACGAAACAAAGAGGCUCAGACCUCCCUCUCCCCAAAACCCACUCCAGCUCUUCAGGAGGGAUAUACAGGUGCUCUCAGUCCAUUUCAUAGAUUAUUUUGGAUCAGACCGUCUUUCUUCUUCUGCAGUGGGUCUGCCCCGCGGCCUCCUCUCCGGUGUUCACGCAGCAUCCUCAUCUAGUUUCUAUCAAUAACACAAAUUCAAAUAUGUGGUGUGAAACAAGCACGGUGCUCCUGACCCACGCCUCAUUAUUGCUCCCUAGUGGCUGACUCUUGUACUGUUUAUGCUGCCAGCGUACAUCUUGCACAUUUGAAGUCUAUGUCAAGGAAUGAGUCACGAUUUGUUUCCUUCAAAGUACCCAAAUCCUUGAUUCAAGUACAUAUAAAAGUGGAAUAAACUAUAAUAGACACCUAGUCUAAGCUAUUUGAUAUGCAAAAAUGUACUCUUUUCCUCAUCCAUGCUAACAAGACUGGCCUUAGUCUUGGCAUGCGUGGAGUUUACUAUUCAAAUCUAACACUUGUCAUUUACAUACAGUAUUAGCCCCAUUCAGAACCAAGCUGUGAUGAGUUGUUUUCUGAUGCACAGGGCUGUUUUCAUGGAUUUUAAAUCUGCAAGAUGGCACAAGUGCCGUGAUCCAACUGGGCUGCCUUUCAGUGUCUUUCACUCAGACGAUAGUGACCACUGCACUCCAGGAGCACUGCACAAGAACAGCAGUUUUGCUAGUGAGUCAGGACCACACAACAUCACUGAGGACCUGAUAGUGUGGGCGGAACUAAGAUCAUUUCAAGUGGUCUUCACUUAGUUUUUGAAUGACGACUGCUGUCUGGUGCCCACUCUCCCUCCCUUCAUGGAGAGGACUGGAGGAAACAGAUGAACCGUUUACAACCAGACAUUGGUGGGUCCAACAGGAACACAUACUCACUCACUCUUGACAAAAGGUGGCAUUACUGAUGAUACUAAGUUUGAGACAGAUGGUCUGUUUGGUUCCAAGCUUGUCUUGAAUUUAAGUGAAUUUUCACAUCAUGCUGAAACUGAGUUGAAAUAAUUCUCAGUUGGACUGGUAUUUGUUUUUUUCAUCCUGAUAACUCUCUUCUCUUCUGACCAGACCUAAUAAAUCUCCAGACUCUCCACAGUCUCGGUAAUGACUAAUGUAAUUAUUAAGUUUCCUGAUCCCAGAUUUCUCAGGUUUGAUUGUCGUCCAGUGAAU
Messenger RNA from Synchiropus splendidus (mandarinfish), 2896 nucleotides. RefSeq names its product alpha-2 adrenergic receptor-like. The record is from RefSeq and is a predicted model, not a curated record. Gene Ontology annotation, cellular component: membrane. Bases 143 to 1402 code for a protein of 419 amino acids. Gene Ontology annotation, molecular function: alpha2-adrenergic receptor activity. The transcript has a single exon. Lineage: Eukaryota; Metazoa; Chordata; Actinopteri; Syngnathiformes; Callionymidae. Gene Ontology annotation, biological process: adenylate cyclase-activating adrenergic receptor signaling pathway; regulation of smooth muscle contraction; regulation of vasoconstriction.